AUGCCGAACAAAAUCUUUAAAAGAGCUCUCAGAAAACUUCAUAUAGUUCGGUCUUGUGACGAUGAGUCUUCCUUGCCUAGCAAAAGCAAAACGACCCAAAAGGUUGAACCCUUCUGCUUAGACUCAGGGUUCCUCAACCUGCCUCUCGACAUCUUUAACCUAAUCCUCACCCAUCUUGUCUACGCAGAUAUAGUAUCCCUCUCCCUAACCACUAAAUCCCUUCGCGAUAUCUGCCCACAUCCGUCUUCAAAAGUUUCUCCAGAAUCAGAGUGCAGAAGCCAAGUGUAUCAACGAUGCCUCCCCUACCAAAGGGAUAGUAGCAAGAGUUACAAGAAAUCAAUUUUAAUCCGAGGCCCCACACAGGAAAACUGUAGCCCUUGGGAAGGAAAAUGUUCAUACUGCCUUCACCCUCUGUGUCCCCCAACCUGUCCCUCGGCUCUUAUCUUAGACUAUCGGACCGGUAUACUCUAUCCCGCAUCCCUCUACCCGUUCCACCUCGCCACCCCUGCACCCACAGACGGCUUUCCAGAAACAUCGGGUUGUCUCGAACGUUUCGUCCCAGGUGAUAAACUAUUAAAAUCCCAAUGGAAUAACUCUCCGAUAUUCCCCCCAGACAAUCCAAUUUACAAAACCAUAUGGUGCGAACACCACCGCUGUCCCGAAUCACUCCUUAAAGAUAACUACAUGAAGGAAGACGCACCAACAGGCGUCUAUAGACUUUACGGAGACUAUUAUGCUGAUGGGAAUUGGGAGACAGCAAGAAACGGUCCUCCAAAAAACUCUCGAAGGACGCAGUUCACAAUCCCACAUACUAAAUUUUUAGCGGGGUAUCGGAAAACACCGUUGAAUGAAUCUCCUAAGAGGAGUAGUGAACGGCCACCAUCUGCAAGUCAGCCGAGUACAUUAGAGCCACUGGACAACGUUGUGAAGUUCUAUAAGUUGAACCUGAACAACGGUAUCGAUCCUAGCUUUGACUCUGAACGAGAUCAAGACCCGAUCGACGAACCAUACUUCUACGACACCCUUUGUCGGCACUGUUUCCUCCCCCUCAAACGCCCCGACACUGCAGUUAUAUUCUGGUCCAAAAGGACCUGCGAGUGCGCGCAGAAACGCCCAUUUAAGUCCCGCCUAGGCGAGCAAAGUCACAAUCCAAUUAUUACCAAACCCGGUUGUAGCGGCUGUGGUAUCGUUAGUGUCAAAUUCACGAUAAUCGAAGCAUUUACACCAGUCCCGGCUUACGAUUCUCAUAUUCAUUUCUCCCUAGUCCUCGCGUCAGAGAUGCAAAUUGGCAGUAUUCGGUUGAAUCCAGGAGAGAGACUACUAAAUAGCUCCUCAAGACGCCUUCCCACACCGACAAAUCGACCUGCGGCCCCUCAUUUACAGCGACGGUUACUUCUUCUCAACCCCGAAAAACAUCAACAAUCUCUCACUAUAAUUCGCUACGAACCCAUCAUACCCUUGCCACCCAAAACACUCAGAGGCUUACAAAACCUCCCCUCCCCUAUCAUCAAUAGGAUUUUAAUCUACGUCCUUUAUAACACUAGGUAUCGAAAACUAAGAUACAUUUCAGAAGCUCGCCGUUUGAUAUUCCAUGGGUGGGCUGACUGGACUUGGGAUAAUUAUCGUAAUGCACCUGCUGGCACUUGUUCGGAAUGUCGCAAGUUUAAAAGUCUAGAUAGGGAAACUCGCUUGCGCUCGACAUGGCGUUGUACUGAUGAUUGCAACUAUGGUUUUCAUAUGUUUAUGACGAAAGGUAGUAUGAGAGGUCAUUAG
Messenger RNA from Orbilia oligospora ATCC 24927, 1773 nucleotides. RefSeq lists its product as uncharacterized. The transcript has a single exon. The record is from RefSeq and is a predicted model, not a curated record. Lineage: Eukaryota; Fungi; Ascomycota; Orbiliomycetes; Orbiliales; Orbiliaceae. Bases 1 to 1773 code for a protein of 590 amino acids. Gene Ontology annotation, molecular function: protein binding.